Molecule: messenger RNA, 1752 nt
Organism: Rhododendron vialii
Lineage: Eukaryota; Viridiplantae; Streptophyta; Magnoliopsida; Ericales; Ericaceae
Exons: 6
Coding region: 1-1752 (583 amino acids)
Source: RefSeq, a predicted model, not a curated record
AUGGUUUUUAUAGUGGUACUAGUGGGGUGUGGUGGUGAUGUUGGUGCUAAUAGUAGUGGGGUUUUUGAUAGUGGUGGUGAUGUUGGUGCUAGCACUAGUAAGGGCAUUUCUUUCAAUGGGCAAGGGCUAGCUGGCCGUCGGUUGGAAUCAAUGGGAGAUGUAGGUAAACAGGAUAAUUUUGGAGCUAUGUUUUGCCCGCAUGAGCAGCCGCCAAGGUUGUCUGAUGGGUUGAAAGAGCUUAUUAAAAGUGUUGGUCAGUUGAUUGUUGGGGUUUCGGAAGGUUUUCGUGAUGCAUUGCUGAAAUAUUCAAUUGUUCAUUCUUUUGAGUUUGACUUUGUAAAGAAUGAAACAGAGAGAGUGAUUGCUGUUUGUAUGGUAAAAUAUUGCAAGUGGAAUAUCCAUGCUAGACUUAACAAGGUCAGUGGUUGCUUUUACAUCAGGAGGUAUUAUAAUGUUCAUUCUUGUGGUGUUGCUGGGCGUACGACAAAGAACUGUCAUGCUAAUUCAACUCUAAUUAGUCAAUGGAUAAAGGAUGAUGUUCGAGACAAGUCAAAGAAACGUCUUGUUGACGUUGUUGAUGAUAUGAAGGAGUAUUAUGGGGUGGAUGUGUCAUAUAAUUAUCCUAGAAGUGUUUUUGAUGUUGACUGGGAUCAAACCACAAAUCAUUUUUUGAGGUUGUUUGUAGCGUUUGAUGCCUGUGUACAAGGAUUUAAGUACUGCAGGCCUGUUUUAUCUGUUGAUGCAACAUUCUUGAAGGCAAGGCAUAUGGGAUGCUUGAUGUCUACUUCAGCUAAAGAUGGUAAUGCAGAUGGUAAUGCAGGUCUAUUUCCAUUGUGCUUUGGUGUGGUUGAUUCUGAGAAUAAUGAUAAUUGGCUUUGGUUCAUGGAGAAGUUGCAUGGUAUUUUGGAUGAAGAGAGAAUGAUUGUUUUUAUAUCUGACCGUCACAAAGGAAUAAAAAAGGGUAUUGCGAAGGUGUUUCCUUCAAGCUUUCAUGCUUACUGUCUCUAUCAUUUGAGGGGUAACUUGCGUACUUGUUUGGCAUCCACAAAUGUCAAGGAUAAAGAGAGUUUGAUCAAAGUGUUUUCGAAAUGUGCUUAUGCUCCCACUGUGGCAAAGUUUAAUCAGCAUAUGGGUAAUUUGCUAAAACACGGUGGUGCAGCAGUUGUUCAUUUUCUGUCAGAGUUACCUAAUGAGCGUUGGGCGAAUGUUUUUUUCCCAGGGCAACGUUAUGGAGCAAUGUCCUCUAGUCUAGCUGAGUGCUUUAACUCAUGGAUAUUCAAAGAGCGUGAAUUGCCCAUGGUGGAUAUGGUUGAUCGUAUAAGGAAGAAGAUGAUUAAAUCAAUGUGUUUGAGGAGAGAAAAGGCAAGUAAAUGGGAGCAGGUGAUUUGUCCUUAUGGGGAGUCUUGGUUGGAAAAGUUAUAUGAUUUAGUUAAAACAUGGAAAGUGAUUCCUUCAAGUGCUGAUAUAUUUGAAGUUGACACUGAUCCGUCUGUAAGUGUUGAUAUUGGGAAGCAGCGUUAUUUUCACGUUGAGAGUUAUCGUGAGGUGUAUUCAAAACCAAUUUAUCCGGUUGCGUCAUUGUGGAAAGGUGAUGUGGUUGAUUGUGGUACUAGUAUUCUGCCACCCUUGUCAAAAAAGCCUCCAAGAAGGCCUAAGAAGACGGGGAUUCGUUCGAAUGGGGAGAAGCACUUUGAAUUAUGUGAAGUAUCUAAGCAACCUGUGUGUAUUAUAGCUUAUGGGAACUAUCUAUGA